This is a messenger RNA of Aspergillus fijiensis CBS 313.89, 1905 nucleotides long. RefSeq names its product putative C6 finger domain protein. Gene Ontology annotation, biological process: regulation of DNA-templated transcription; DNA-templated transcription. Bases 1 to 1905 code for a protein of 634 amino acids. The transcript is spliced from 3 exons. The record is from RefSeq and is a predicted model, not a curated record. Gene Ontology annotation, molecular function: zinc ion binding; DNA binding; DNA-binding transcription factor activity, RNA polymerase II-specific. Lineage: Eukaryota; Fungi; Ascomycota; Eurotiomycetes; Eurotiales; Aspergillaceae.
AUGUCUGCUCAUGACAUGGAGGAGGCGCUCGAUCCCCCCUUAACCCGCAAACGCUAUCAUGCUGAAGCAGUUGAUUAUCCUCGACGACGCGCGACUGUAGCAACAUAUGGUGCUAUUACCUCUCCAAGAUGGCCCGAGUGUCAGAUCUGCCGUUUACGCAAAACAAGAUGCAAUGGCGCACGUCCCAGAUGCCAGCUAUGUAUCGACCUUGAUGCGGAGUGUAUUUAUCGAGAGCCGGGCAUCAAGCUAGAUGCCGGGGACAAGCUAAUCAUUGAGAAACUGGACAGAAUUGAGGGCUUGUUACGUUCGAGGAUGGCUGCUGCGGCCAGUAAUUCACCCCUGUCUUCGACAACAACUGAGACUGUCAAUGAACCUGCAAGUAACGACGAUUCCGCCGUCAACAUGACAGAGGACACCACAUUGUCAUCCAGAACAUCGGUUGUCGGGCUUGGAUCCUGGGCAAACCCACCAACGAGCAUCUCAACAAUGCCCAAGCUUCACACAACGCCAGCCUUGAAUCUAUUACAAUGGCCAUUCAUCCGAGAUCUUGUUGCUGCACCUUACGAUCCUCACACCCUACUACAGCUAGAAAUGGCACGUGAGCCACUUCGGAUCCCACACUAUGUUGGACUCGAUCUCUCUAACGCUGUCGCACAUGCUCGGGCUUUUUUUGCGCGGGUUAAUGUCUGGUACGCCUGCGUUAACCCAUAUACCUGGCCUCGUUAUUAUGAUAUAGCUAUCUCAUCUAGCUUUCAGGAGGGAGCUGAAAGCUGUAUCGUUCUUUUGGUCCUUGCGCUAGGGUGUGCAAGUCAAUAUGGAAGCAUAUCAACUCUUUCACCCGAGGCAGACCCGCCAGGGCUGCCAUAUUUCGUUGCCGCAUGGGGCCUUCUGCCCAACGUUACAAUGCGCAAUUCUGUUCUCGCUGCCCAAUGCAACAUUCUCGCUUCUGCCUAUCUAUUCUACUUGGUAAGGCCAUUGGAGGCCUGGUCGCUACUUUCGAGUGCUAGCUUGAAGCUACAGCUGCUGUUUGGCAAUCCGUCCCGUGUUUCUGCUCAAUGGAGGGAAUUAAGCACCAGACUAUACUGGAAUGCUCUUCUAUACGAAAGCGAUCUACUGGCAGAACUAGACCUUCCACACUCAGGCAUUGUGCACUAUGAGGAGCUUGUUGAUCUGCCAGGUGGCUUCGAACCAGAGGAUGACGAAGAUGAGGAUCAGAGCAGCACACCCCGGGAAAAUCACGUUGUAGAUGCGGUAGUAGGGCACGACGAGCUCUGGUACUUCUUGGCCGAAAUUGCUCUGAGAAGGCUUCUUAACCGUGUCAGUCAUGUUAUUUAUCAGAAGGAUAACUCUCUUACCCUUGCAUCUCUUGGGCCGAUUGCCUCCGAGCUGGAUUUUCAGCUUUCACAGUGGUACGAAGGACUUCCCCAAGCUGUUCGAUUCCCCCUUUCCUCUCUCCAGACUUCGAACUCUAUCCAGACCGUUCUGAGACUUCGGUACUUUGCAUGUCGCACGAUCAUCUAUCGCCCCUACAUUCUGGCGGUACUUCAGCAUGAACAAACAUCCGCAGACCCAAUGGUCAGAGAAUGUUGUCGACGAUGCUUAGACGCGACACUGAACCAGCUUGAUCACAUUAGUCGCCAUCGUGAAGGCCAUCUCCCUUACCUCUGGCAAGGCGCCCUCUCUAUGGUUUCACAGACGUUACUGAUUAUGGGGUCAACCAUGUCCCCGGCGCUUUCAGUACUCCUACCUUCAGCGGCCCGAGUGAAUGCGAUAAUCAGCGGUGUCAUAGAGGAAGUCAAUCGAUAUGCGCACCUUGCUCCAAGCCUCAAGCUCUCGGCAGAAAUUAUACGUGAUGCCGAGAAAAAACGGCAAAUAAGCCUUAGGUCAGUGGCUAAGCAAAUCUAG